ACUCAUAUACAACAAUAACUAAAGAUGUCUGCACACACCACUGUUAAAGCUGCCAACUGGAGAUUAGUUGAAUUAGGUCGUAUUGUCUUAGUUGACAACAAGGACUUAGCCACCAUUGUUCAAAUUAUCGAUAACAAGAGAGUUUUGAUUGAUGGUCCAAAGAUCCAAAGACAAGCUAUCUCUUUAGCUAAGGUUGUAUUGACCCCAAUCGUCUUACCAAACUUGCCAAGAGGUGCCAGAACCGCUACCGUUACCAAGAAGUGGUCUGCUGGUGAAAUUGACUCUAAGUGGUCUGCCACCACCUGGGCUAAGAAGUUAGCUGCUAAGGAAAGAAGAGCUCAAUUAUCUGACUUUGAAAGAUUCCAAGUUUUGGUUUUAAAGAAGCAAAAGAGAUUUGCUACCAAGAAGGCUUUAGCCAAGGCUUAAAUGUUUUAAAAAAAUCAAAUUCAUAAUGUGUGUAUUCUUAGCUUCCCUAAUUUUUCAGGGUAUAUAAUCAUAGUCGGGGUUUUUUUAAUGUUUACGUCUUUCCAAAAUGUGUUUUGUAUAUUUGAUUAGAAAAUGCAAGACGAAACCAACCAACCAACCAAUAUCAUAAGUUUCAUUCCUUUUCUUUUAUAGGAGAUCAUUUUAAAUAUAUAUAAAUACAAGAUUAAUUUGU
This is a messenger RNA of Spathaspora passalidarum NRRL Y-27907, 658 nucleotides long. It is a transcript of the gene RPL14, whose product is annotated as 60S ribosomal protein eL14. The coding region runs from base 25 to 426 and encodes 133 amino acids. Gene Ontology annotation, cellular component: ribosome; cytosolic large ribosomal subunit. Gene Ontology annotation, molecular function: structural constituent of ribosome; RNA binding. Gene Ontology annotation, biological process: ribosomal large subunit biogenesis; translation. The record is from RefSeq and is a predicted model, not a curated record. Lineage: Eukaryota; Fungi; Ascomycota; Pichiomycetes; Serinales; Debaryomycetaceae. The transcript is spliced from 2 exons.